AUGUUCAGUUUUUUAUUUGCAGGUGCAAACCCAACGGCUUCUACGAUUUCAUUCGCUUUGUAUGAGAUUGCCAGGAACGAAUAUUUACAAAACCGUUUACAAGAAGAAAUAAAAACAUCCGUGAUCAAACACAGAGGAUGGAAUUAUGUGGCAUUCAAGGGCAUGGUAUAUCUUGAUCAAAUAAUUCAAGAAGUUUUACGGCUAUACACCUUCAGUUCAUCAGUGACGCUCUUAGUGACUGAACCUUACACAAUACCCGGAACACAAAUUACCUUGGAGAGAGGAAUGUUGGUGUUCAUCCCCGUGUCCGCCAUUCACAGGGAUCCCCAGUACUACCCCUCACCAGAGCAGUUCAACCCCGAUCGGUUCGCUGGCAACAACUACAAGCCGAGUGCCACGUUCUUGCCGUUCGGCCACGGACCUAAGAUCUGCAUCGCUGUCAAGUUCGCGAUGCUCAUCGUCAAGGUCUGCCUCGCUAGAAUCCUCUCCAGUUAUACAAUCCGGCUUAGUAACAAGAUGGUACUUCCCAUGUGCUUGGAUUCAGAAGCUUCGUCCCCAAAGAUAAAAGGCGGGCUAUGGUUGGAAUUCCGGGAAAAGUAG
Molecule: messenger RNA, 600 nt
Organism: Homalodisca vitripennis (glassy-winged sharpshooter)
Lineage: Eukaryota; Metazoa; Arthropoda; Insecta; Hemiptera; Cicadellidae
Product: probable cytochrome P450 6a21
Exons: 1
Coding region: 1-600 (199 amino acids)
Molecular function (GO): oxidoreductase activity, acting on paired donors, with incorporation or reduction of molecular oxygen; monooxygenase activity; iron ion binding
Source: RefSeq, a predicted model, not a curated record